Molecule: messenger RNA, 585 nt
Organism: Thlaspi arvense
Lineage: Eukaryota; Viridiplantae; Streptophyta; Magnoliopsida; Brassicales; Brassicaceae
Source: the annotation of a GenBank genome assembly
AUGGUUUGCCCUUGGCUCUGGAGCAGUUGGGCCGAUGAGAUGGAAACUGACAUAAUGUAUGGCGUGAAUAGGGGAAUUGUGAAACUGCUGGACUGGGAAGAGGGUGGCAUGAUGACAACUGCUAAAACUGCUGCUUUGCGGGCAUCAUUUAGGCAAGAAGUUGCCGUGUUAUUAUCGCUUCAAUGGGGAAUUCCUUCAAAAAAUAGUACUGAUACUACUACUCUGCCAUCGAGUACAUGUUGCAUAGUUGUGGAAUAUCUCUUAGGGGACAUUAAAGAAGUUUCUUUAUGCAAAUUGGAAGAAGAAACUUGCCUUCAAAGUACUGAAAAUUUGUUGCUAGAUGUUAAUAAAAACUUGAAAAUAGCUGAUUUUGAUGUUGCUUGUGUAGAAGCUCAAAAUCCUCAAGAUAUGACCGGUGAAAUUGGAACCUUAGGUACAUGGCACCAGAGCAAGUGCGAUGUCUACAGCUUUGGCAUUUGUCUAUGGAGAAUUUAUUGUUGUGAUCUUCCCUACAUGAAUCUUGGCUUUACUGAAGUUUCUUUUGCUAUUGUUUGUCAAAAUUUGAGGCCAAAAAUACCCAGAUGA